Molecule: messenger RNA, 1393 nt
Organism: Polyodon spathula (Mississippi paddlefish)
Lineage: Eukaryota; Metazoa; Chordata; Actinopteri; Acipenseriformes; Polyodontidae
Gene: sapcd1
Product: suppressor APC domain containing 1
Exons: 4
Coding region: 5-508 (167 amino acids)
Source: RefSeq, a predicted model, not a curated record
UCUCAUGGCGUGCACAGCCUCCUAUAGAGUAGUAAUCAUUCCCCUUGAAAACAGCCCUAGGAGCAGCGACGCUCUGCGAUUCUUCCUUUGGCUGAAGAGAUUGAAGGGUCUGGAGCAGGAGAAGGACUUUUUGUACAAUGGGCUGAGUGUUUUGGACCGGGCUCGUUUCUGGUACUGCCAGCAGAUCGCCAAUCUGAAGGAAAGACAGCAGUGCUUUGACACAGAUGACACUGAUGGUGUUGCUGGGGAUUUCUUCCUCAAGUCUCGUAUCCAGGAGGUGAAUCAUUGUCUUGAAGACUUGAUUUCUGAUUCCGUAAACCAUAAGCAACCGGAUUGUCACCAGCAAGUUUUCAGUUUCCUUAAAGAACAGAACAGAUUACUGAGAAAGGAAGUUAACGAGAAAAGUCAGCGGAUUUCACAUCUGGAAGGAGAAAGGCGUGACCUCUUGAAACAGCUGGAUGACCUCAGAGAUGUUAGCCCUGCCCACAGGGGUCACAUAAUUAACUGAAGGAUGUUCCAGAUCGAUUGUUGUUGCAUUUCCUGUGCUUGAACAACACCAUCUUAUCUCUCUACUCCCAGGGGUUUUUUUUGUUUGUUUGUUUGUUUUCUUUCCAUUCCAUGGAACUUUUUGGUUAUUAAAGUACAAAUAUAUAAUAAGGUAAAAUGAUAGUUGAAAAAAAAAUCCUUCAGUCUGUAUUUCAAGGUGACUAUAUGGCUCCCAGGUGCACUUUUUCACCUUGGAACACAUUAGGUUUUAUAUUAUUCUCAUCGCAAUGCAUUCACUGUUUGUUUGCCUGUUUAGAUUGUCAGAAUUAACCUUGAACCUUGAUAUGGUAGAACUAUGCAGUUUUCCCCCUCAUAAUAUCUUGCAUACAGGUGAUUUGUGUUCUAUUCAUUUUUUAACUUAGGCUAAAAAGUUCUUAUAUAUCCUUAGCACUGGUCCCAUUAUCACUGGUUCCCCUUUAAAUUAAUUGUAUGGAAUGAUUUGAUAUAUUAUUUAACACAGAUUAAAUGAGUGCUGCCUGCUCUUCAUGGUAGUGUAUCAAUAAGGUAUUUAUUCUGAAGUGAUGAAAAAAAUGUAUAUUUUCAAUAUUCUAUCAGAAAUUAGAUUUUUCACCAGGAAAAGUAUAUUACAAGGCUGUGUGAACACUUCACGAAAAUCAUGAAAUCUGUGAUAACUGUGAAAAAAAAACACAGCCUCCCACACUCAUGAUGAACUGCGAAGGGAAAAAAAAGAAGAACACUAUAGCCAUUUUAGGGAAAUUGUGUCUGUGACUGAUUGCAUCUCAUUGAGUCAUUAGUGUUAUUUUGGAAUUGCCUUUUUCUUGACAAAAAAAUCAUUUGAUAAGUGGAAUCUCUGUAUCAUUCACUUUCAUUGACUUUCUUUGAAGUU